CUGAACCGAGACUGACGUCUUCGAUCUUCGUCUUCCAGAAUGACACAAGAUGAGAUAAAUGCGCCGCUCCUCCCUGAGCUUAGGUCUCCGGCGACGGAGAGUAAGAGAUCUGCCACUGGCGGUGGCGCUUCGGUCCCUGGCGCAGUGUUCAAUGUGUCGACGAGUAUUAUUGGAGCUGGAAUUAUGUCGAUUCCCGCAACUCUCAAGGUGUUAGGCAUCGUUCCGGCGUUCGUUCUUAUCGUGAUCGUCGCUUUCCUCUGCAAUUUCUCCGUGGACUUCCUACUGACGUUCACAAAUGCAGGAAAUUCGACGACAUAUGCCGGUGUUAUGGGUGAGGCAUUUGGGAGAGUUGGAUCAGUUGCGUUGCAGAUUUGUGUCAUGAUCACCACUGUCGGUUCCUUGAUCAUUUAUCUCAUUAUAAUUGGUGAUGUGUUGUCGGGGACUCAAUGCGAAGGAUCAAUACAUUUGGGUAUUCUGCAAGAAUGGUUUGGUAUCCAAUGGUGGAACACGCGUGCUCUUGCACUCUUCUUCACCGUACUGUUCGUGAUGUUUCCUCUUGCAUUGCUGCGCCAUGUAGAGUCGCUGCGGUUCACUUCAGCCAUCUCAGUUCUUCUUGCUGUUGUGUUUGUUGGCAUUAGUUCAGUGAUGGCUCUGGUUGCCCUUUGGGAAGGAAAAACACAACGUCCAAGACUGCUACCAGAUUUAACCAGCCAAACAUCUUUCUUUGAACUUUUCACUGCUGUUCCGGUCAUCGUGACGGCUUUCACCUUCCACUUCAAUGUUCAUCCAAUUGCAGCAGAGCUACCAAAUCCUUCCAAAAUGGUCUCCACCGUGCGAAUCUCACUAGUACUAUGCUCGGUGAUUUAUUUGACUGUGGGGUUCUUUGGUUACCUACUGUUCGGAGACUCCAUCAUGGCCGAUAUACUGGUUAAUUUUGACAGAAAUUCUGGUUCUCCUAUGGGAAAGUUACUUGAUGACACAGUUCGGUUAAGUUACGCACUCCAUCUAGUGUUGGUUUUCCCUCUGCUAAACUUCUCUCUUAGGGCCAACAUCCAUGAGCUCUUCGCCAGAUCAUCAUCUGCUUCAAAUACCACCCGAUUUGUCACUCUCAGCUGUUGUCUUCUGGGUUUCAUUUACUUCGCGGCCAUAGCCCUCCCAAAUAUAUGGUACUUUUUUCAGUUCAUGGGAUCAACAUCGGCUGUCUGCCUUGCAUUCAUUUUCCCAGGUGCCAUUGCCUUGAGAGAUGUUCGUGGGAUAUCCACAAGAAGAGAUAGGAUAUUGGCAGCUCUGAUGAUAAUCUUGGCAGUAAUUACAAGCACUAUUGCCAUUUCCUCCAAUGUAGCUAGUUUGACUAGAGAAUUGAAGUAACCUUCUUUCCUUUUUUA
This is a messenger RNA of Macadamia integrifolia, 1385 nucleotides long. RefSeq names its product amino acid transporter AVT6C-like. Lineage: Eukaryota; Viridiplantae; Streptophyta; Magnoliopsida; Proteales; Proteaceae. The coding region runs from base 40 to 1368 and encodes 442 amino acids. The transcript is spliced from 5 exons. Gene Ontology annotation, biological process: amino acid transmembrane transport. The record is from RefSeq and is a predicted model, not a curated record. Gene Ontology annotation, molecular function: amino acid transmembrane transporter activity.